Molecule: messenger RNA, 1140 nt
Organism: Trypanosoma conorhini
Lineage: Eukaryota; Euglenozoa; Kinetoplastea; Trypanosomatida; Trypanosomatidae
Exons: 1
Coding region: 1-1140 (379 amino acids)
Source: RefSeq, a predicted model, not a curated record
AUGGCUGGCCGUGCGCUGUUGGUGUGCGCCCUCUGCGUGCUGUGCAGCGCCGCCGGGGGCUGGGCGUGGGAUAUGGACUACUGCACUGAGGAGAACUGGGAAUUUUUGAAGUUGCUUAAUUCCAGCAAAAAUUCCACGGAAAUUCUGGAUGUGUACUGCAAGCAUAACACAACUUUUGUGGCGGCAAUUAAAAAUAAACUUACCGCAACAGGGGGCAGCGCUGGCACCGGCAUUCCCGAGGGCAUUGGGGAAGAAAAGGCGCCGACAAGGCCCGAGGAAGGCCUGCAAACAAAUGAAGAGUCGUCAUCUCCGACCAUAAAACCAGGAGGAGAUGUAAACCCCGCAGGCGGCAGCAGCGAACAACCCGAAGAUAAGGCGCAAGGGGAAAAGGGGGCGACAGGCCCGGCCGCGCCUUCAGUGGGCCCCGGAGAGGCAGGAAGCCCCGCACAGGUGCCAACACCACCACCGCCUGGCACACCGCAACGGAGCCCGACGCCAGUGGCAGUUGGAGAAAAGGGACAAAAUCCGGCAACGGGCGAUACUCCGUCAGCCGGGGGAGGAGGAGAGAACAAAAAAGCACAGCCAGCGACGCAAGAGGGCAGACAAGGAGGAGGCGCAGGCACCCCAGACGGCAACACGGAUGCAAAGUCUGAAGUUCAAGCGGAGGCAGCUCAACGGCCUCCCACCGCCGCGGGAGUUCCCGACGCCGCUCCAUCGCCCGAUGCCACGCAGCAACGAGAAGAAGCCCCUCAGCGUGAGGGUGAGCCUGGCGGCGGGGAGGCGGCAAGAGCAGCGGGCGCGAUCGCCGAAAGUAAUGCGGCGACCACUCGCAACGGCGGCGGCGCGGCUGGGGCGCCCGGCGGUGUCACGCGUGGCGCGGACAGGGAUAACACCGCAAACCCCUCCACUGAGGAAGAGGGCAAGAAGGAUGCGAACGCCGGCCUUCAAGGCGCAUCCGACGGCACGACGGCUGUGGCGGCUGGCGGAGCAGGGGCCACAGUGGCGCCCGCAACGAAUGCAACGAAAGCGGAGCAUGACGAAAGCGACGGCAGCGGCACCGCGGCCUCACACUCCGCCUCCCCCCUUGCGCUGCUUCUUCUGCUUGCGUGUGCGGCUGCCGCUGCGGUGCUGGCCGCGUGA